UGCCCUCUCGCAUUACUUUGCUUACACUACAAUCACAUACUCAUCUUUCUUGGUGCGCUUCACUUUCUUUUUCUUCUUCCUUAACCCAGAAUCAGAAGAUGCAAAAUAUAAUCGUUCCAGUAAGUAAUAACCAAAGAGGUAGCAGCAACUCCUCUUUGGACUUGUGGGAUCCAGAACUCUAUUGGGAUGAUCUAUUCCAAAACUUUCCUAUUUUCCCUUCCAUGAUUUCCACUACUUAUGAUCAUAAUUUCCCUUCCUUUGGUGGAGGGAUUGAGACUCAUGUAAAUUGGAAGGAAACCCGAAGAGCCCAUGUGUUCAGAGCAGUGUUUAAUAGUGAGGAGGAUGUGUUGGUUCACAUUGAUGAUGAGAACAUGCUUGAAAUAAGUACUGAGAAUGGAAAGUUCAUGAGUAAGUUUAAGUUGCCUGAGAAUGCCAAAAGGGACGAGGUCAAGGCUUGUAUGCUCAAUGGAGUGCUCACUGUCACUAUUCCUAAAGAAGGUAUUAGGAACCCUAAUGUCAGGUCCAUUGAAAUUUCUGGUUCUGGCUAAAAUUUUGCUUGUGUAUCUUAGCUUUUCAAGGAGCUAGGAAGAUGUCAAGCCUUUUGUGGGUAGAUGAACUUGUAUUUGUGACUCUCUACUGGUGUGUCUCUCUGUGUGUGAAUUGUGAGUGUGUGUGAGAGAGAUGAGGAAUGUGAUAUGAUGUAAUGGUUUUUUUUUUUUUUCCUUUUUCUGUUCUUUAGCAUUUACUUUCUUGUGAUAUAUAAAACUCUUUUUCUGGA
Molecule: messenger RNA, 778 nt
Organism: Ricinus communis (castor bean)
Lineage: Eukaryota; Viridiplantae; Streptophyta; Magnoliopsida; Malpighiales; Euphorbiaceae
Product: 18.1 kDa class I heat shock protein
Exons: 1
Coding region: 99-548 (149 amino acids)
Biological process (GO): response to salt stress; response to hydrogen peroxide; response to heat
Source: RefSeq, a predicted model, not a curated record